Messenger RNA from Melozone crissalis (California towhee), 1546 nucleotides. Its product is annotated as nuclear receptor coactivator 1-like. Lineage: Eukaryota; Metazoa; Chordata; Aves; Passeriformes; Passerellidae. The record is from RefSeq and is a predicted model, not a curated record. Gene Ontology annotation, cellular component: nucleus. The annotation marks the transcript as partial. Gene Ontology annotation, molecular function: nuclear receptor binding. The transcript has 8 exons. Gene Ontology annotation, biological process: cellular response to hormone stimulus; positive regulation of transcription by RNA polymerase II.
GGCGGCGGCCUGGACGCGCUCAGCGAUCGCUUCCAGCCCCACCCGGCGCCGGCGCCGCCGCUGCUGCUGGAGCCCAAAGCCGGGGUGUUCUCCCAGCCCUUCCCUCCCUUCAUCCUCCUCCUCAUCGUCAUCCUCGUCAUCCUCAUCCUCCUCAUCCUCGUUCCCGGCCAACGGCCCCGGGGCCGCCCUGGGCAUGGGCCCGGCCGGGGCUCGGCCGCCCCCCGAAGCGCCCCCAACCAGCUCCGGCUGCAGCUACAGCAGCGCCUGCAGGGACAGCAGCAGUUGCUGCAGCAGAACCGCCAGGCGGCGCUGCUGGGGCACUUCGGGGCGCCCGUGGGGCUCUCGCUGCGCGCCGGGAUCCCGCAGCAGCAGCAGCAGCAGCAGCCGCAGCCGCCCCUGAACGCGCAGAUGCUGGCGCAGCGGCAGCGGGAGCUCUACAGCCAGCAGCACCGGCAGCGGCAGCUGAUGCAGCAGCGCGCGCUCCUCAUGCGCCAGCAGCAGCAGCAGCAGCAGCAGCAGCAGCAGAAUUUCGGGAAUUCCCCCCUGGGGACGCCCAUGGGAACGCCAAUGGGGACCCCCAUGGGAACCCCAAUGGGGACCCCCAUGGGGACGCCGCGGCAGCAGCAGCAGCAGCAGCAGCAGUUCCCGUUCCCCACGCCCGGUUACGGUACGAGCGGCCCCGGCGCCGGCGUGGCCGCGUUCGGGGCUCCCGAGGCGGCGCUGGGGACGCGCGGGGGCCUCGGGGGCCGCGCCGUGAUGGGAGCGGCGCCGGCGGCGGCACCGGCGGCGCCGGCGGCGCCCUACGGAGCCGGGAUGGGGAUGCAGCAGAACCUCUUCCAGUACCCGGGGGCAGGGCUGGGCCAGCAGCCGGACCCGUCGGGAUUCGCGCCGGCGGCGGCGCUGAGCCCCGGCAGCCCCCUGGUGUCGCCGCAGCUGCCGCCGGCGCCGCCCGCGCCCGGGUACCAAUCGCCGGAGCUGAAGCCGUGGCAGGCCGGGAACGUCGGCAAUAACGGCGUUUUCGGCCCGGCGGGCGCGGCGGCGGCGCCGGCGGCGGCGCCGGGGAUGUACAACAACAUGAGCAUCACCGUCUCCAUGGCCGGCAGCGGGGCCGGCACCGGCAUUCCCGGCUCCGGCGGCGGCAUUCCCGGCUCCGGCGGUGGAAUUCCCGGCUCCGGCGGCAUUCCUGGCUCCGGUGGAAUUCCCGGUUCCGGCGGCGUUCCCGGCGGUUCCGGCGGCGUUCCCGGCAUGGGCGCCAUGGGCGGCGGCAUUGCCAUGAAUCCCGUCAUGGCCGGCAUCAACUCCAUGUGCUCGGAGCAGGUGCCGGAGGCGGCGCUGAGGCCCCCGGGGCUCUUCUGUCCCCAGCUGGGCCCCGCGGAGCUGCUCAAGCCCGAGCCCGACGGCGCCCAGGUGCAGCAGGUGCAGGUGUUCGCGGACGUGCAGUGCACCGUCAACCUGGUGGGGGAUCCCUACCUCAGCCCGGCCCCCCCCGGCCCCUUGGGGACCCCCAAAAACCCCAAUGGGAACCCCCCGGCGCCCCCCGGGAGCG